Molecule: messenger RNA, 3177 nt
Organism: Funneliformis geosporum
Lineage: Eukaryota; Fungi; Glomeromycota; Glomeromycetes; Glomerales; Glomeraceae
Source: the annotation of a GenBank genome assembly
AUGUCACACGAUAAUGUUUGCGAUGUUGACGAUGUCGGUGAAGAGUUGUUGGAGUUAUUUUCACCAAACCAAGAUUACGUUAAUGAAUCAUACAAUCAGAACCCUCUUGAAUAUAAUUUCGUUCAAGAAGAAAAACAUGCCAUGAAUCGUGUUACAAAAGGAGAAGAUGAAGGUUAUCAUGUCUCCAAAACCUUUACGGAAGAAUGGAUUGAUACAGAUGGUACAAACGAAUGCUUGGUCAAGGUGCUUUCCGAGAUCAGUGAUCUAGAUCCUGUCACGUGCAAUAAUCUCGAGAACGUCUUUACGAUUGAUUUGACAUUAGAAGAGCCCAGGUUUCCAAAAAACAUGCAAUUGGAGAACAAUGAUCAAAAUCCCAUCAUCAAAUCGUUACCGUCUAAAUUUACUCGUUUCAACGAGCCUGAACCAUUUCUAGAUGUCCAAACGGAGGAUUUCUGCAUAUCACGUGAGCAUCUUGCCAUAUUGCAAGAAUUGGAACAAAAGGAUGAAACAAUCUCCCUUGAAGGAUUACGAUCGAAUGAUAAAUGCCUAGAAGAACCUCGCUUGCCUAUAAAAGAAACUAUAAUUUGUGUGCAAGAUGCCCCGAACUCGAUUUCGGAAAAUGUGUCCUUAGUUCGGCAGGAGAUCAAACCAUCCAUAUUAACGGACAAGACAAUUUCGGUUAUCGAAGAAACUGGUGUUAGAGCACCAUUAGAGAUAUUGGACGAUUGGGAGGGCGUGAGUAGUACUAACGUUUUGGAUGAAUCAAUGGGCGAUGAUUCUAAAGAGGAUGAAGUGAUUCCCGACGUUCCUACUAUAUCACGGCUAGAACCUAUAUCCAUAUCUGUAAAACAUGAUCACUUAAAAGAAGUGCAUCGAAGAAAGCGUCGGCAACAAGAAACUUCAUCAGCAAAUGAUGAUGAUGCCAUCAUGACUGAUCACGUCUUUCCUGAAAAUAAAGUGCAAACUCCACCCGAACAAGUUGAAUACGAAAAUCUUCAGAAAGAUCUCGAUAAUUUUACUCAUGUUGAACUCGGUGACAAAUGGCCAAUGGUUGCGAGGAUGAAAUCUAUGGAUGUAUCAGAACCUGCCAGGUCUGGCAACAAAUGCGUGAAUUUCUCACGCAUUACGAAUUUUCUCAUAAAAUCUGAUAUAUCAACAUGCGAUUUUGGACUUCAUUGGAAUCCAUUCAAAAACGCUGCUAACUUAGGAAUCCUCCAAAUCGUUGUUUUAGACCACACUCCACAUAAUGAUGAUUUGACGAAGAUAAUUCAAGAAGGAAGUGCUUGCCUUAAUUCGGACAAUUUUCUGGCAUUAAUUGACGUUAAAAGUACCAAUAAAGACAAUGAAAUUCAUUUAAGAUCAAGGAAAGAAAAAAAGAGGGGCGAAGCGACUAGGCGAUCAAAUAUCAAAAAGAGUGGUUUGGCCGUUGCCGCGCCACGAGACAAACCUGCUACUUCUUCGGACAUCUCAAUGUUAUUUUCCAUUGGUGCGUACGAUAAUCAUUCAUUAAGUUAUUCAAGAAGGACGGAUACUCCUAGUAAGAGCUCGAAUCAAAAGAAAAGAUCUGUCAAACAAAAUGUAUCUGCCAGAAUUCAACCGUUAUUACGUCAACCUACUGCUAGAUCUAGAAAUGUUGAUAAUCCAAUUCCAGAUAUUAAGAGUUGGAUUAGGAUUGGAAAUGAAAAUGCAAAGGCUCCAUUAACAGAACGCAUCAAUGAUUCUAUUUCCAAUUUGUUUAGGCAAGAUCGUGUUACUCAAUGGCUUUCAGAUCAAAGGAACAAAAAUGAUGAUGAGAACUUUGAUGAUAUUGAAGUGGUCGAUUUAACUCUGGAUGCAGAAUUGCCAGCACUAGAGAUUCCAACACCAGAAAUUCUAGCACCAGAGAUUCCAGAACCAGUGAUUCCAGCUGUACUUUAUUCUUCUGAGACGACAUUUCUAGCACCAGAGAUUCCAGCAUUACAUAAUUCUUCUGAGACGACAUUUCUAGCACCAGAGAUUCCAGCAACAGUGAUUCCAGCAGCACAUCAUUCUACGACAUCUCCGUUUUUUAAUGAAAAUUCUACGCCUCCUAAUGAACAAUACCUUUUCGAUACAACGCUUUUUUCGAAUUCAUUUUCUGCAACUAGAUCAAUUGAUGAUUUCUUGCUAUUACGAGGAACAUUACAACCAGGAAGACGACGCGAAGGUGGCAAGGCUCCAAGCGCAACUAGUUCACACAAUAGAAUCGCAAGAAAAAUCGUUACACCAGAUAUCACGACCUCAACAAAUUCUCACGUGAAACCCGUUACGAAUCAAAACGUGUCGAUUUUAAACAAGAAUUCCUUUGUUUCCAUUAGCAAGGCUAUACUUGAACGGCUUCCAAAACCCACCGUCUCUUACAAAUAUAUUGCUUCGGCACGCAUAUUGCCAAAUCGUGGACUCCUGACAGCAUUGAAGAGUAGAAAUUGCAAAAUAGAGCUUAUCGAAAGAGAUUUCGAGUACAUGAGGCCACUCUUGUCGGAAAGAGAAUCAGAUGCGAUUCAUGUAGACGUCGAUAUCAUCAUAGACGAACGAACCGGAGCUAUAUUUUAUCCACUAAACAUGCUUGCUCAAAGUCAGACGGUUUCAAAGCUUGUGCAAACCGUAAACCGCCUUCGUUUGAAGUAUACGAAUUUGUACUUGAUUUUAGAAGCAUACACCUGGAAUAAUCGGCCUGCAAGUAGCAAUACGGAGUACAUUAUAACCACAUAUCCUUUCACCUUACCGAUAUUAAGGGCGACUUCCGAGUUGCAAACGAUAUUGAUGUGCAGUAAUUGUGAUGAUGUGAAAAUAAUGUUUUCCUUGUGCGAAGAAAUGUCCGCCAAAUUGUUGAGAAUGAUUGGCAAUCGUUGCGCAAUACAGUGUGAUGAGCAGGGUAUCAUCAUCAAACGUGGAUGGAAGAAUCAAAAGCAUUGGGAGUCGAGAGAUUGGAUGGCCAUAGAAGAAAGUUUGCAUGAAAGGUUUUUGUCAUGUUUCACCCCUUUCGUUAAUCCAUUUACGGCGCAAAUAAUUUUGACGGCCACUACUUUAUUACAAUUUUUUCAAAUGUCUCAUGCGGAGCGCUACGAUUUGGUUGGUGGAUGGAUUGGUGGAACGCGAUUGGAGAUGUUUGAUGAAAUCAUUCAUGAACCUCUUUCAGGUAAUGCCAAUGAAAAUUAA